GUCACCAUGUUGUGGAAAUUAGCAGACAACGUCAAGUAUGAGGAUGACUGCGAGGAGAGACACGACGGCGGCAGCAAUGGCAACCCGCGGCUGCCCCACCUGCCGGCGGUCAGCCAGCACGUCUACAGCCCGUCUCCCUCCCUCUCGCACUCGGCCAGCUCCGACUUCCAGCCGCCCUACUUCCCGCCCCCUUACCAGCCCAUCUCCUACCCGCAGUCCGGCGACCCUUACGCCCACCUGGGCGACCCCUUCAACAUCAACUCCCUGCACCAGUCGCCGUCGUCCAACCAGCAGCAGCCGUGGCCGGGGCGCCAGGGCCAGGAGGGGCUGGCGGCGCACGCCAGGAGCGGCCUGGCCGGCCAGAUCCUCGGCCUGGAGGGCGGCGGAGGAGGCUCGUCCGCCGGGGUGAGGAGGGAAGGCUUCCGCCGGCCCGAGCUGCUGCCCCCGCACGCCCACGGCAUCGAGGCGUCGGUGAUCGGCGAGAGCAUGCAGGGCAUGCACGAGAUGGGCCACGGGAUGGAGGACGUGCAGCACGUGGAUGACCACAGUCUGAUCAUGGCAGAUCAGACAGUCAUCAAAAAAGUAUUAGGACUGCGAGGGGCCAGGAGCCUUGAUCGCGUACAGAGGACUUGUUAUCAGGGGGGCAUCCUUGGGGGGCCCGUGACUCUCCCCAAAGGCAACGCGCUGGGCCUCCCCUUCCAGAAGGAGUCCCUGCUGGGCAUGGUGUCCAACCCCACGGAGGUAUUCUGCUCCGUCCCGGGUCGCCUCUCCCUGCUGAGCUCCACGUCCAAGUACAAGGUGACGGUGGCCGAGGUCCAGAGGCGACUCUCGCCGCCGGAGUGCCUGAACGCGUCGCUGCUGGGAGGAGUUUUACGCAGAGCCAAAUCAAAAAACGGAGGUCGCUCGCUGCGAGAAAAACUGGACAAAAUUGGGCUCAACUUGCCUGCGGGACGAAGGAAGGCGGCUAACGUCACUCUACUUACCUCGCUUGUGGAAGGUGAAGCUGUUCAUUUAGCCCGUGACUUCGGUUACGUGUGCGAGACGGAGUUUCCUGCCAAGGCCAUCGCGGAGUACCUGGGCAGGCCGCAUGUAGAACGCAACGAGGUUAACUCUCGCAAGAACAUGCUCCUCGCUGCCAAGCAAAUCUGCAAGGAGUUCACCGACCUCCUCACCCAGGACCGUUCGCCGCUGGGCAACUCGCGUCCAGCGCCCAUCCUGGAGCCGGGCAUCCAGGGCUGCCUGACCCACUUCAGCCUCAUCAGCCACGGCUUCGGCUCGCCGGCCAUCUGCGCCGCCAUGACCUCGCUGCAGAACUACCUGAACGAGGCCCUCAAACAAGUGGACAAGAUGUACCUGAGCUCCGACACGCAGGGAGCCUCCGACGGCGGCGGCGGCAAAUCCUCCGACAAACUGGACAAGCACAGGAAAUGAGACCAGCAAGCCCCCCCCCCGCCCCCCCCGCUCCCUGUGAACUCCAAUACCCCUGGUACGCCCGGCCCCUUCCAAUCUAGUAUUGUCGCACGGGGCUGUGUUCGAAAUCACUCCCUAUUCACUAUAUAGUACACUAAAUAGUGAGUCGGCUAUUUUGUAUUGUAUUGUAUUUUCCCUAUGUCGCGGGUGUCCAAACGUUGUCCUCCGAGGGCCGCGUACAGACCAAUGGAAGGAUGCUAGGGCUACUUUGAUUCAUACUUUCAUUUACUAAACACAUGCGGAAACCCUGUAUGUCCAAAGGCGGGCAGUUUUAUUUUAUUUUGUUCGAUUUUUUUCCCGUUAUUUUUACACAUUAUUGGGUGUGUUGUAAAUAGCUUGAAAAGAAAUCAACAAAUUAACUCUCUUGUAGACUUCAACUGCCUGAGAAGUUUCUCCACCACUUCCUCAUUCUGCGGGAGCUUUGCGGCGUUGCGUCGCCUCAAGAUUGAGACAGAUGAGAUGAUCAAAUACAUCCCACGAUGCAAUUGCGCUGAUGCAGAGAAAUUAAAACACGGAUGGAGAUCAACUCAAGUACUUUGAGAUACAACAAUAUCAUGUUGUUAUAAUUUAUUAGUUUGUUCGGGAUUUAUUAUCACCUCUAUAGCCCACUAUAUAAAAAUCAAUUUCAGCGGACAUUUUAGGGACUAAGUAGGUCUGCUAUGUAAAAAUCCCUUUGUAGUAAUUAGGGAUCGGGAAUUAAUGAAUGAUUCCGAACGCAGUUGCUGCGUUUCAAAUCUUUCACUCAUUCCUUACCCAAUUCGCUGUGUGGAUUUCUAGUGGCCAUUUUAGUGAACUACAGUAUGUUAUCCACUAAAAUGAAACGCUGUAUAUAGUGAUUAGGGAAUGAGUGAACGAUUCCGAACACAGCCGCUGUUUCUCCGAGGCAGCUGCCGGGCAACUUGGAGGAUCGGCGCAUGCUCUUUUUUCUCCUGCCUUCAAGAGGACAUCAUUUCAAGAUGAGUUGCUGUGAGCCCCCCUUCCUUCCUUCCUUCCUCCCUCCCUCCUUCCUCCUCCUCAGUGGAGUCUGGAGGCAAAUCCUCUGAUUUCCUGUGUCUCGGCGGACUCGUAAAAGGACAACUUUUUUUUUUUUU
Phycodurus eques (leafy seadragon) is the source of this 2561-nucleotide messenger RNA. It is a transcript of the gene tfap2c, whose product is annotated as transcription factor AP-2 gamma (activating enhancer binding protein 2 gamma). The transcript has 8 exons. Gene Ontology annotation, biological process: regulation of cell population proliferation; regulation of transcription by RNA polymerase II; anatomical structure development. The record is from RefSeq and is a predicted model, not a curated record. Lineage: Eukaryota; Metazoa; Chordata; Actinopteri; Syngnathiformes; Syngnathidae. Gene Ontology annotation, molecular function: RNA polymerase II transcription regulatory region sequence-specific DNA binding; DNA-binding transcription factor activity, RNA polymerase II-specific. Bases 7 to 1431 code for a protein of 474 amino acids. Gene Ontology annotation, cellular component: nucleus.